This is a messenger RNA of Cynara cardunculus var. scolymus (artichoke), 1659 nucleotides long. Its product is annotated as probable glucan endo-1,3-beta-glucosidase A6. Gene Ontology annotation, cellular component: plasma membrane. Lineage: Eukaryota; Viridiplantae; Streptophyta; Magnoliopsida; Asterales; Asteraceae. Gene Ontology annotation, molecular function: hydrolase activity, hydrolyzing O-glycosyl compounds. The coding region runs from base 64 to 1449 and encodes 461 amino acids. The transcript is spliced from 3 exons. The record is from RefSeq and is a predicted model, not a curated record. Gene Ontology annotation, biological process: carbohydrate metabolic process.
CGGUCCAAUACUCCACUGUUCUUCCUCCUUAAAUCCCACCAUCCAACAAUCCCAGAAUUCAAAAUGGGGUUCAUCUUCUUCAUACCCCUUUUCUGUCUCCUGUUUUCCCCUUCCAGUGCAGAAAUUGCAGCUAAACCAGGUGUUAACUAUGGCCAACUCGGGAACAACCUUCCGCCGCCGUCUAAAUCCGUCGAGAUCAUCCAAUCCCUAAAAGCAGGUCGUGUUAAGAUCUACGAUGCUAACCCUAAAAUCCUUCAAGCAUUGAAGAACACCAACAUUCAAGUAUCGAUAAUGGUGCCCAACGAAAAAAUCACCGCCAUCGCCGCCAAUCAAUCGCUAGCUGACGACUGGGUCAACUCAAAUGUCGUCCCGUUUUAUCCGGCGACCAAAAUCCGGUAUCUCCUCGUCGGAAACGAGAUCCUUUCGCAACCGGAUAACGUCACCUGGUUUAAUCUCGUUCCGGCGAUGCGACGGAUUCGGCAAUCGGUGGUACGGUUUAAGCUUAGGAAAAUCAAAGUUGGUACUCCGUUGGCUAUCGAUUGUUUGGAAGCUUCGUUCCCGCCGUCGAGUGGGAAGUUCAGGUCCGGUGUAUCGGAAUCUGUUUUGAAGCCAUUGUUACAGUUCAUCGAUCGGACUAAAUCCUUCUUCUUCAUCGAUGUUUAUACCUAUUUUGCUUGGAUAUCCGACCCGAUUAACAUUAAGCUUGAUUAUGCACUACUUGAACCCAAUACUUCGACCUACACCGACCCGGUUACCGGAUUGCUUUACACUAAUCUUUUGGAACAGAUGCUUGAUGCUCUUUAUUUCGCUAUGAAACGGGCCGGACAUCCGAAUACCCGGUUGUUCAUCGCGGAAACGGGUUGGCCAAACGGCGGCGAUUACGACCAAAUCGGAGGAAAUAUUCGCAACUCCGCCGUGUACAACCGGAAUGUGAUCAAACGGUUCACCGAGAAACCGCCGCGAGGUACGCCGUUACAUCCCACCGUCGUCUUGCCUUCGUUUAUUUUCGCUCUGUACAACGAGAAUCAGAAAACCGGCGCCGGUACGGAACGGAAUUUCGGGUUGGUUUACCCGAACGGGACGAAUAUUUACGAGAUAGAUUUGUCCGGUGAGACGUCGGAGUUUAAAAAGUCGUUGCCGGAGCCGACUAAUAACGAGCCGUACAAGGGAAAGAUUUGGUGUGUGGCGGCGCGUGGAGUUAACAAGACGGCGCUCGGCGGCGCGUUGACGUAUGCAUGUGGACAGGGUAACGGUACUUGUGACCCGAUCCAACCCGGUGGGAAAUGCUCCAAACCCGAUUCGUUAUAUUGGCAUGCGAGCUUUGCGUUCAGUUCUUAUUGGGCCCAGUUCCGAAAAUCUGGUGGAUCUUGUUACUUUAACGGGCUUGCGGUCCAAACUAUCCAAAAUCCAAGUUUUGGAUCAUGCAAGUUCCCAAGUAUUACGCUAUGAGAUUUUAGGUCGGGAGGAAUUGAUGAUGAUCGACGAAAUAGGAUUCUUUGUAUGAUCAGCGAAAGACGAUGUUGUUUUAAUUGUUAACUUUGUCCAAUGUAUAACUUUUGGAAUACGAAACAUUGAUGUAACGUUAGGAAGAAAUUAUAUUUAUGAUAUGAUUUGAUGGUAACGAAUUUUGAAAAAUAAUGUAACAUUUGUUUUAAGUCU